Molecule: messenger RNA, 3381 nt
Organism: Leptopilina boulardi
Lineage: Eukaryota; Metazoa; Arthropoda; Insecta; Hymenoptera; Figitidae
Gene: l(3)77CDf
Product: phosphatidylserine synthase
Exons: 5
Coding region: 160-1557 (465 amino acids)
Biological process (GO): phosphatidylserine biosynthetic process
Molecular function (GO): L-serine-phosphatidylethanolamine phosphatidyltransferase activity
Source: RefSeq, a predicted model, not a curated record
ACCAAACUUCAUUUGCUCACUUGCGCUCUCACGUUGAGAUUAUCGGUUGUUGAUUUUAAAUAAUAUGUCUCAUGUUUAAUUAAAUUACGAUAAAUCAGAAUUAAGUCUUAAAGGAAAUGACUGUGUUAAGAUUCUGAAUUAAUUUAAUAAUUUACCAAAAUGACAAGUGAUAAAAGUCUGACUAGUAGUAAUCUUAAAAAUAGGAAGGAAAAACAAGAAGAUGUUGGAUCCAUGUAUGAACAGGAAUCUAAAUUACGUUCCGGUACUGAUAGUUUUUUCAAUAUUAAUGAAAAACCAGUAGACGACAUUUCUAUUGAAUUCUUUUAUAAACCACAUACUAUCACUUUACUUCUUCUGUCAAUUGGAGCUGUUAUUUAUUUCGCUUUUGUCAGAGAUACUACCAAUGUAGAGGACAACUUAUGGGCUGGAUUAUUAUGUGUCAUCUUCUUUUUUCUAAUAAUCUCAGUUCUAACAUUUCCAAAUGGACCGUUUACACGACCGCAUCCAGUUGUUUGGCGAAUUGUAUUUGGAUGCAGUGUACUUUAUUUAAUGGCCCUAUUAUUCAUGUUAUUCCAAAGUUAUGAGACAGUGCGAAAUAUAUUUGUAUGGAUUGAGCCAGGCCUCUCGUCAUUUCAUAUUGAUAUGGAUAAGGAAUAUGGUGUUAAUUGUUCCGAUAUAACAUUGGAAAAAAUUUACAAUCAUUUGGAUGUAUUUGCAGUGGCACAUUUUCUUGGCUGGGCAUUUAAAGCAAUUCUUAUACGACAUUUUGGUAUAUUGUGGGCAAUAAGUGUGAUGUGGGAGGUCACUGAGAUUGCGUUUGCUCAUUUGUUGCCAAAUUUUUUGGAAUGCUGGUGGGACGCUUUUAUUCUUGAUGUUUUAAUAUGUAAUGGUUUAGGUAUUUGGGUUGGUUUAAAAAUUUGUCGUAUUCUUGAAAUGAGAGAAUAUAAAUGGGUCAGUAUUCGUGAUAUUGAAAGUACAACGGGGAAAUUAAAAAGGGCUGUUCUUCAAUUUACACCUGUAAGUUGGACAUCAGUGAGAUGGUUAGAUCCAACGUGUACGCAUAUGAGGUUUGUUGCACUUGUUCAACUUGUUAUAUUUUGGCAAGUUUCAGAACUCAAUACCUUUUUUUUGAAACAUGUGUACGAAUUUCCACCAUCGCAUCCAUUUGUCGUUACAAGAUUGGUCUUGAUUGGCGUUAUUGUCGCUCCUUCAGUAAAUCAAUAUUAUACGUACGUGACAGAUCCGGCUUGUCAUCGUGUUGGAACUCAAUGUUGGGUUUAUGGAGCUAUUAUGGUUACGGAGGCAUUACUUUGCAUUCGACAUGGUGCAGCACUUUUUGAACGUACUCAAGCUUUAAAUAUUCUUCUAUGGCUAUUAUGUCAAUCUCUAGUCUCAGUACUUUGUGUAUAUGGAUGCGUUUUGUGGCAAAAAUAUUUUGCGACGGAUAAACUAAACACUCCUGAUCAGGACAAAAACCUCGCAGACGCUAAUCUCUGCCGUGGAGAGCUGGAAAGUGAUGACCGAUCUUUGGAUCUCGAAGGGAAAAAAGAGAAUUAAAGACUCGUGUAAAUAAAGAUUAUCGCUUACAAAGAAGAGCAAAAAAAAAAAAAACUACCAGGCUUUCUAGUCGUUUAAGAGCUAAUAAAAUAAAAAAUUUUCUAUUGAUUUCAAUUUAAUAAAAAAAAAAAAAAUAUCCUGACUUCGCACGAUAGUUGAAUGUUUUUCAUUAAGAAAAAUGGUUCAAUAUUAUAAAAUAUUUAAUAUUAUCAUAUUAAAGAUAAGAAGUACCUGUGUGACCGUGAAAAAAAUUCCAAACUUGUAAAAUUAAAUUUUUUUUCUACAAACAUGUUUUUACGUUUAAUUAAUUUAAAGGAGUUUUAAAAUACAAAAACUACUAUUGUCUUUAAGGGGGAAACAAAUAAAGGACUUCUCUCCUUUGUUUUCAGAGGAAUUUACUAGUGCCAAUAUUAUAAAAUGUAAGAUUUGUUUCAAAUCAAGAAAAUCGUUCGAAGUCAGUGACAUGUAUAAAUUAGUUUGAAAUUGAAAAUAUUGCCAAACGAAUUUAAAAAAAAAUGUGUCACUUUAUAAAGUGAGAAUCUAAUAAUAAAAGAAACAUUUAGAAUUCUAAUGAAACACAUUGGUUUAUAAUCGAUUUUAAAAAAUAGCAAUUAAUAUCCAAAAUCUUGUUACCAAGGAAUAAAAAUACAGAAACUUUUUAGUCUUAUAAAUUUGUACGGGGAAAAACAUUCUUUAAUAUUGAAGUUUUUAUUCUUAUCAUUUACUUCUAUUAUCAUUUAUUUUAGAUAAGCGUAAAUGAAAAUUUAAUAGUGUUUGUGUAAUGUCCAGUUCAAACGUUGAACUAAUUUAUCGAUAAUGACAAGUAUGGCUGUAAAGUUAGUAAAUUUGAGAUAGAUGAACGCGCUAAGUUAUUAUUUAAAUUGAGAAAUUUUAACUAAUUUAGAAAAUUCAGAUUUAAUGCAAGAAAAAAAAAAGACAAGAAUAAUUUAACACGAGACGAGUUUGUAUUUAUAUAUAAAGAACGAACGUAUAAAAAAUAGAAUUUAAAUAAAAUGAAAUCUCAAUUAAGUAUUGUAAUAUAGUUUUCAAUUUUCGUUGUAUAAAACAAGGAAUAUUGAAUUGAAAUUUUUCCUUCCGUGUCAAUUUUUCAUUAUUUCUCUAUUUUUUCAAAUUACUUCUUUUCAACUAUAUUUAAAUUAUUUUUCUCCUUAAUUUAUAAAAAUAGAAAAUUAAUUUCAAUUAUUUUUCAUAACUUUACGUAUAUCACACUUAUUCUCAAGAAUAUUACUAUAAAAAAUAAUUCAGCCGUUUUUUUUUUUACGUCAAUAUGUACUCUAAUUAUUAUGAAUAAUUUUAUAUAAAAAAAAGCUCAGGUCUAUUUUUAGAAUUAUUUGUAUUUUAAUUUAACAAGUCAUAAAUAAAAAGCAAUUAUCUUAAAAUGAUACGAUGCUAAUUUAAAUAUUGCGAUUCCACCAAUAUGUAUAUGUAUAUAUAAUAUUCGAAGCUAAAUGACUGUGCAAGGAUUUUAUCCAAAAUAUCAAUAAACACAAUUCAUUUACAUGAUUAAAAUUAUAUAUUGGUUGUCAAUAAGUUAAUAAAAUAAGUAUUUGAUUAUAAAUAUAAACAGUGUGUGUGAAAAGUCAAAAUGGUUUGUGAUAUUAAGAAAAAAAUUGUACCGAAGAUUUUCUUUUUUUAAUUAACUCAAAGAAUUUAAAAUCUUUACGAUAAUUAUCACCAUCGACAGUCUGUUAAUAGAUUGAAAUUCUGAAAUUUGAUUUUUUUUUAAAAAGAAAAUCUUUAUCAGAUUUUUGAAAUCUUUAAUUCAUAGAAUUUAUGCCUAUAAUAAAAACUGUCGUUAAUAAA